This is a messenger RNA of Candidula unifasciata, 708 nucleotides long. The record is from the annotation of a GenBank genome assembly. Lineage: Eukaryota; Metazoa; Mollusca; Gastropoda; Stylommatophora; Geomitridae.
AUGCUAACAGCGUUUCUUCUCAUCACAUUCGUGUUUGCCACCAACUCGACAGGAACCGAACCUCCAGAUAUGUAUUUCCAUUUCCUACAGAUUGACGGCUCUGAGGCAACUGUCCAUCCUCUCAACGGCAGCCGGCGACCAUCCCCUUCUGAUCAUUUGCCUAUUGAAGACCUUCUAGAGAACCAAAGCGAAAUCUAUGACCCUAGGCCAAGUGACAUCAAUGUGAAGCUUCUGCGUCAGCAGCUGGGAGCGGCAUUUGACAAAGAGUACAUGUCUAUUAGGGAUCCAAGAAAUAGACCUAGCAAGAAACCACUAAUACAGUUCAUUAAUGAUCGCCCUAAAGGUCCACGACCAUCAUUUCUGAGUCUUCUUCGAUCAGCGCGACUUCAAGAUGGUAGAAAAAUCAAACUGAACGUUAACAAGAAAGAACGCAGAAAAUUCCAGAAAUACAUUUGGAGUUUGACGUUUUGUCCCGUGCAGCAUUCGUGGAAGUUUUUGGGCAUUCGUUUCUGGCCACAGUGGAUCAAGGAAGGUACAUGCUCCAACAAACACUCCUGCUCCAUACCCGAAGGCAUGAUGUGCAAGCCAAGAACAUCUGCCAGUAAAACGUUUCUACGCUGGCACUGCGGGGACUUCCAAGAGAAGAGCGCCUGCAAGUGGAUCCCCAUUCAAUAUCCGAUCAUUACAGAAUGUACAUGCUCCUGCUAG